Molecule: messenger RNA, 2412 nt
Organism: Habropoda laboriosa
Lineage: Eukaryota; Metazoa; Arthropoda; Insecta; Hymenoptera; Apidae
Product: zinc finger protein 148-like
Biological process (GO): central nervous system development; positive regulation of transcription by RNA polymerase II
Cellular component (GO): nucleus
Molecular function (GO): DNA-binding transcription activator activity, RNA polymerase II-specific; RNA polymerase II cis-regulatory region sequence-specific DNA binding
Source: RefSeq, a predicted model, not a curated record
AUGGCGACGUGGGAAGGUGGAAAAUUUCGGGAGAUCGGUUUUUUAGGAAACUUUGAUAACAUUCUCGUGACACAUGAUCUUCAGGAUUGUCUAGACGAUAGUUUAGAUUUAACUAACUUUGAAAAAGUUUAUGAACAGAGUGCUGUGUUUGGUUAUGAAAAGUAUUCCGAUGACGAUACUCCGAUUGACGAAAGACUAUCUAAUGACAAUACUACGGAGUCAAUACAUCAUACAAUUAGCCCUCAUGAAAUUUAUAUGCGUAUUCAUUCUGGUCAAGAUGAUAUUUCAACAAGUGAAACUUCACAUGCAACGAUUACAAUUGAAAGCACAGUUCCAGAUACAAACCAAAAACAUAUUGGUCGUUAUACCUGUGAAUACGAGGGUUGUAACAGAACUUACAGUACAGUUGGAAAUUUACGCACCCACAUGAAAACACAUAAAGGCGAGUAUCGAUUUAAAUGUGCAGAACCAAGUUGCGGCAAGGCCUUUCUUACGUCGUACAGCCUUAAGAUUCACAUUAGGGUACACACAAAAGUGAAACCAUUUGAAUGCAAACACAAAGGCUGUGAGAAAGCAUUCAAUACCCUUUACAGACUGAGAGCUCACCAAAGACUUCACAGUGGUAACACAUUUAACUGUGACGAGACUGGAUGUGUUAAAUUUUUCACUACUUUAAGUGAUCUCAAGAAACAUAUUCGAACUCAUACACAAGAAAGACCUUACAAAUGUCGGGAACUGGGAUGCGGUAAAGCAUUUACAGCGUCGCAUCAUUUGAAAACACAUAAGAGGACACAUACGGGAGAACGACCUUAUGUGUGUACCUUCGGAAACUGCAAACGAUCGUUUACUACACCUCAUAGUUUAAAGAGCCACUUGAAAACUCAUAGGAGGUCGGUUAACAACGAUGAAACGAAAAACGAGAGGAAUCGGGAUGAUUACAGAAGCCAAAGAAAUAACGAGAUGUUGGAAGCAAAAAUUGAUGUUGACGAGAUAACAUCAAGGAAUGCAAAUGUGCCAUGUUAUACCAUUAUACCAUUAUUAUCCUCUAGUAAUGUAGAAAGUAAGGAAAGUAUAGCUUAUUUAUCCAUAGAAAAUCCAAGUGAUAAGUCAACUUCUACAAAUGAUAUGAUGAAUAUCUUAAGCCAAGACAGACUUAGCAAAGAACUUGAUUAUAACAUUACUAGGAGAAAUACAGAAAACAAAAAUGAAUCCGCAGAUGUGACUGUUCUUUCAUCGGAAAAUAUUAUUAUAAAUAAUUUUAGCGAACAUACAAUCAGUAAUUUUAAUAAUAACGACGAUUACGAUAAAUUUAAAAUAUUCAAUCAGGUAAAUGAUUCAAAUUUACAACGGGAUCAAAAUCAACAAUAUACUUCUAAUCCUUCGACGGAUGCUGAAGAGAGCAGGGCGAAUAAUAUAAAAAAAUUGAAUUCGAUGAACUUGGAACAAAAAAUUAUACAAGAUGGGUUGCAGAACACUAUUGCCCACAUAUCAGAAGAGACAGGGUUUACAAGUAAUGUGCAACAAUAUGAAAAUGGCACGACCAUUGUUGAGAAAGGUUACAAUAAUGAACCGAAUGUAAACACAAUUGGUGAAAACAGUAACGCGACAUUGUACAACGGUAAUUCUGUUGCUAGUCAUGUAUCAAAUAUAAUUAGUUCCUCUAACGAGACUCAACUGUUCGAUAGUGAGAUAGAAAAUUUACCAUUUAUCAACGAUAGUUUAAGAACUGGAUCCCUUAACGAAGUUGAACAGUCGCUGAAUUCUAACGUUGUUGCAACUACGCAGUCAGAGGCUAUUGAACUCGCUAUAGCGUCUGAGGAGGAAAUACCUUCUCCUUGGACAGACGUUAUGACAUUGGCAACUCCAUCCGCGUUGAGAAGGCAGUCUUGGUCAGAAUUGAACGCUUUUCCAACGGCGGUUCAUUCGUUGGUCGAUCUAGUCGAACCAGAACCAUAUCCACUACAGAUAGAAAGUCAGUUACAGCCGUUACAACAAGUGGAUAACGUAAAUUUGGUAGACGUAGAAACCAUUGGUAAGUGUACCGAAGUUACACAUUGUCAGAAGAACGAUAACGAUAACGAUAACGACAACGAUAAAGAAAGCGAAGAUAGCUUAAAAAUAAAAAAGAGUAGAAAUAUUCUGCAGGAGAUCACGGCUGAAGCAGACAUAUGUAAAUGUAUCGAUUGUAAAUGUGAUCACCUGGGAAAUUGUCAAAAUUGCUCAAGUAGUACAAUUGCAGAAGUGAAUAAAAAGCACGUGUCAUCGAAAGUGGUAGAUGAUUUCGUAUCUUGUUUGCAAAGCGAAUGUUUUUGUGACAACGAGCCCGGUGGUUGUGGGUCUUGUUGUGUUGUGAUUUGUUUGAAAACAUUACAACAAUUGCAAAAAGUAUUCAAUCGUAAUUGUUGUAAAUGA